Messenger RNA from Brassica napus (rape), 1227 nucleotides. Its product is annotated as tetraspanin-8-like. Gene Ontology annotation, cellular component: plasmodesma; plasma membrane. The record is from RefSeq and is a predicted model, not a curated record. NCBI's taxonomy places the organism in Eukaryota, Viridiplantae, Streptophyta, Magnoliopsida, Brassicales, Brassicaceae. The transcript has 2 exons. The coding region runs from base 223 to 1041 and encodes 272 amino acids. Gene Ontology annotation, biological process: auxin-activated signaling pathway.
AGUUUAAUUAGUCAAAGAAAGCACAAAGUCUUUCAAGUCUCUCAACAACUUUCAUAAGAGGAGAAGGAGAAGAGAUAUUACCAAAACCCAUCAUCAUUAAGCAAUAAAGAAACUUCUCUGCAGCUUCUCCUUCCUCUCACGCGUUUCAAUCCUCUCUAUAUAACUCUCUUCCCCCUUAAAACCCAUCUCAAAUUCCACUUCUUUUGAAUACGUAUUGAAACCAUGGUUCGCUGUAGCAACAACCUCGUCGGUGUACUAAACUUCAUCGUCUUCCUCCUCUCGAUCCCCAUCUUAGCUGGAGGUAUAUGGCUAAGCCAAAAAGGCUCAACGGAGUGUGAGCGUUUUCUCGACAAGCCCGUGAUCGCUCUCGGAGUCUUCCUCAUGGUCGUAGCGAUCGUUGGUUUGAUCGGUUCGUGUUGCAGAGUCACGUGGCUUCUCUGGACGUAUCUCCUCGUCAUGUUCCUCUUGAUCCUCCUCGUCUUCUGUUUCACGAUUUUCGCCUUUGUUGUCACUAACAAAGGCGCAGGGGAGAAAGUUUCUGAGAGAGGGUAUAAAGAGUAUAGACUUGGAGAUUACUCUAAUUGGUUGCAGAAACGUGUGAACAGUGACAAGAACUGGAGGAAGAUUAGGAGUUGUCUUGUUGAGAGCAAAGUCUGUUCUAAACUUGAAGCUAAGCUAAUUGAUGAACCUGUCAAUAAGUUCUACCAAGAACACCUUACUGCCCUUCAGUCUGGUUGCUGCAAACCCGCAGAGAAAUGCCAAUUCACUUACGUAAGCGCCACAAACUGGACCAAGACGGCCGGGACACACCCUGAUCCAGACUGCCAAACCUGGGACAACGCACCAAACAAGCUCUGCUUCGAUUGCCAAUCUUGCAAAGCGGGUCUCCUCGACAAUAUCAAGAGCGCGUGGAAGAAAGUUGCAGUUGUUAACAUCAUCUUCCUCGUCUUCCUCAUCAUUGUCUACUCGGUUGGUUGCUGUGCUUUGAGGAACAACAAGAGAGAUGACAGCUACGGCCGUACUUAUGGAUAUAAGCCUUGAGGGUCUUUUAGGACAGAGAUUCGUUCAUUGUUCUUUACACAUUAUUGGAGUUUGCUUUUUUUAUGUUUGAUGAUUCCUAUCUUGGUGUUUUGAGACCUAUUGCUUGUACAGCUUUCUACUUAUUAACUAGUGUGUUCUGCCUUCUGGCUAAACCAUGAUACUGAUUUAUUAUAUGUUUUCCCUUCA